GGAUCCAAAGGAAAAAACUUUCACGUUGACUCGAGGAAGAAACCAAGGGAAUGGAAAAAUCCUGCGUUGACAGAAGCAGCCAAUGAGAUGAAAAGAUUCCACCUCUAAAGUGGCGGUGGAACCAAUAGGGUGAAUAGUGCCCAGGAGCGCGCUACAAUGGGACGGCAGGGCCCGCCUCCGGCCGCGAGGAGGGCCAAUGUCCUCUGCACUCCUACUGCGCGAUUGCCCACCCCUGGCUGGCGACAGGACAGAGUACUCCUGGAAGAUGGCUGCGGCUGUGGUGCGAGCCGCGGUGUUGAGAGCCGUGGCGUUCGCAGGGCUCCGGGGGGCGCAGGUCCGGAGAGCCUCGGGUGUGAGUGAUGAGAGCGAAGUGGCUAAGGCGCAGAAAGCAGCUCCUGGAGGAGCAGCACCAACCAUCUUCUCCCGGAUCCUGGACCGAAGUCUUCCAGCUGACAUUCUGUUUGAGGAUCAGCAGUGUCUCGUCUUCAGUGAUGUGGCCCCUCAGGCUCCUGUGCAUUUCCUGGUCAUUCCUAAGAAACCUAUUCCUCGGAUUAGUCAAGCCGAAGAAGAAGACCAGCAGCUUCUAGGACAUCUUCUCCUUGUGGCCAAGAAGAUAGCAAAGGCUAAGGGCCUAGGAGAUGGAUACCGACUUGUGAUCAAUGAUGGGAAGAUGGGCGCACAAUCUGUGUAUCACCUGCACAUUCACGUGCUUGGGGGCCGGCAGCUCCAGUGGCCUCCAGGUUGAACCUGCCAACUGACCAAGGACCCCCAGACCUGGAUGCUUGGAUGGGGAAGGGAAAAAGGAAGCCCAUGAUGCUAAUAAACCUCCUCUC
Molecule: messenger RNA, 833 nt
Organism: Castor canadensis (American beaver)
Lineage: Eukaryota; Metazoa; Chordata; Mammalia; Rodentia; Castoridae
Gene: Hint2
Product: histidine triad nucleotide binding protein 2
Molecular function (GO): catalytic activity
Source: RefSeq, a predicted model, not a curated record